AUGUCGACUCUCCCGCCGGCCACAGAGGUGGCAAUGGAUCUCGACGACUCGCCGGGUCUGAUGAUUCGCCUGCGAGGACCUACGGCGGACAGCGGGACGACAAGAGAUUCGACCGCGGGGACGACUUUGCAGCUCGAGCUCCUGGAUCGCGUUGAAGGCAUUCUCGAGAGAAUAGGAAAAGCCUUGUCUUGCAACUUUGACAAGCUUCCCGCGCAGGCACAGCAGCUCGGCGCCCCUGGAAGGCCCGGCGACCUGUUGCAGCGCUUGAACACACUUGUGGAGGACCGUGUUUUGGACGGCUUUUUCGAGGAGCACGCUGUUUGCCGGCGACACUUUUCACAGCUGUUUGGCUGUCGAUAUCCGCAUCUCAGAGAGACAGAGUCAGAGGAGGCCAUCGGCGGAGCGAUUCAUCGAGAGGCGGCAGCAUCUUCUUCGGUGCCCGUCGAAGGAUUGCAGGCUGCGCUUGACGAGAGGCUGCAGAGCAGGUUCUCGACGAUUGGAGGAGUGAGCUGGCAGCCCGUGGUCAAAGGAGCGAGCUCGCCAAACCCGACAUCAAAAGACGCACUCUCCGAAGCCAUAGACGCCUUUGACGGGUUUGAUCCCCUCUACAGCGACUCAGCCCGUUUUUGGGCACCAGCAUGGUCACUUUCUCUCCCGGAGCUCGAGUUUAUAGAGAAAUUGUACCGAUACAUGGACACGCUCCUCGGCGAGGAGUCCAUCGGCAGUCUCCUCCACGAGAUGCCCAACAUGGCGCCGCAGCUCAAGGAGGCCUUUGCUCGACGCUUCGCCCAUCUAUCGGACAUGUCGCAAAGAUGUCAAGGCGCGUUUCAGAACAAGGUAUUCGCGGAGAUGCCGGUCAGGACGGGGAUCGAGCUGGAGAUGACCAUUGGGCCAGACGAGUCCACGGACGCGGACGAGGGCAAACCUGAGAGCUCGAGCAUCGCGCCCGAGCCCAUGAGCGACACAGACAAACGGCCAGGUGCUGCUGCUGUUGUCGCCUCCAACGACCUGCGCCUCCAGAACUACUACAAGGGCUGGCUCAUCGCCGACCCCAGGGUCCAGCUCGCCCGGGCAAAGAACUUCCUCGCCGACGGCGACAUCGACCGCACGCCGGGCUGGGAGCGCAAGUUUGCCGAGCUGGCCGAGUACUGUGCCUACCUGCGGUCCAAGCACCAGGGCGAGGAGGACUGGACCCGCGACCUCCGAGAGGCCCUCGACAUGCUGCGCGCGCACUGGAUCUUUGAAACUUACCACUACGGGGCGCCGCAGCUGGUCGUCGACUUUCCGACGGGCUUCUGGCCCAAGAGGAGCACCCGGCUGCCGCAGCUUCCCGGGCCUGAGAUUGAACUGCGGCCCCGGGAUAGAGUGACUGGACCGGUGAUGGAGGGUAGUGCUGAGGACGCUUCCAGUCACGACGUCUCGGGGCGUGCUUCUUCUUCUUCGUCUUCCCUUGCUCAUCCUCAUCCUUCUGCUAGCAGUAAGAAACCCGACGCGGGCAUCAUCUACGCCAUGAAGAGGCUGGCACACCCGCCCGAAAAGGAGUCGCGAGACCCGUGGGCUUACACCAGAGCCUACCAGUUCUACAAGCACGAGGAGCUGCGCUGGGCGCAGUGGACGAGGGAGCACGCCAUCAAGGAGUCGUACGGUCACAAGCUCUGGAUGGGCAGCGACGAGCCCGUCAUGGAGCUCCCCAAGAACUACAAGGGCCCCGUGCAGCCCGACCUGAUGAACCUCGAGAUGAAGAAGACGUACGAGCUCCUGCGACGCUGCCAAAAGAUCCACCAGGGUCUGAAGCGGGCGGCGAAGCGGGCUCCUCGGGGCUUCAUCGUCGAUCUCCUGACGGCCGUGAGCAAGGGCGUGGCGGGAUCCUCGAUCGACAAGACGAGUUUGAGGUUUGGCGAGCACGAGUUUGACGACGCCGACGACGACGGAGUGAUGACCCUUGCCAACGUGCGGCCGACGGAGGCGGCGUGGUUGGAGUACAUCUGCCAGCCCUCGCGGAACCGCCCACACGCGCUCAAGGAAGGGGAAGCGCCGCUUGGGAAGAGAGGAGAGCUUCUGCUUUCCAGGGUGACGCAGAUGAUGCGCGACAUGAGCCCCGUUUCGCUCUUCAGCGACAUGAAGCCCAGGACGAUGGAGCACUUCCUCAAGGAGUUGAAUGUGGGAUGUCGUGGACCGGUGAAGAGGCACGAGUUUACGGAGAGGGAGGUGAGAGUGCUGGCGCCGAAGCUGCACCAUUUGAAGGUCUUGAAGAAUCUGACAAAUGGGGAGUUGAUGUUUGGACGGCCAGAGACGGAGUUUCACCCCGAAGACUUGGUCAAGUGGCCGGAAGCUGAGCCUCAGACGUCGUCUCUGGUGACGAAGCAGCAGUUUACCUCCUAUACUUCGCGGACAAGGCCUGAAAGCAAGGGCAAGGAGAAGAUGCGAGACGACAUCGACGACGACGACGCAAGCGUGGCCUCGAUCGACACAAUCUCGACCAAAGUCUCCGUGCCCGCCUCCUCCGAGGACUUUCACGUAUACCCCCCGGACAUGCCCCAGCGGAAAGACGUCCUCUCCCUCCACGAGUUCAUCAAGGAGGAGGAGGAGGGCGGCCCCGCGACGAUGCUGCGAAGAAGAAGAAGAAGCCCCGAGUGGCGCGACAAGACGGCCAACUUCUUCUUCUGCCUGGGAUACCGUCUCGGCAAGACCCUCACGGCCCUGCAGAAGCAGCACGCGGAGGACGAGAGGAAGCUGCAGCAGCAGCAAGAUGCCGGGGUGCGAGAGCACAACAGCAGCUUCCUCGACGCCAUCCUCCAGUACUGGGAAGACGACACCAAGAAGCGGCCCAACGACCGGGACAAGAACAAGGCCAAGACGAGGGACUGGCGCAUCACCAUGACCUGGGCCGACGUCGUCAAGAUGGCCGACCCGGAAGCGUACGAGCGGCACAGGGAGGAGUGGGCGGACAAGGAGUAUCCCAGCGACGGCGUUGCCUACGACCUGGUGAGGAGGAACCUCGUGCGCGAGGCCGCCGAGAACAAGACGAUGCUGUGGCCGCUGCAUCUGCCGUACAACAGCUACGUCACGCGGUACAGGGUCGCGGAUCCGACGCCCUGGCGGGACAGGUUCCGGGAGGAGAGCGACGAGAUAUGGCGCGACGCGGCCAAUUGGGACGCCAGAGGAGCUCGCAUCGAGGCGCUGCGGGUCCGCCUCCGCGAGGAACAGGCAGAGGACGAGAAGAAGCAGGACGCCCUCGCCGCGGAGGCGCAGAACCUCACGACCAUGCGCCGCGAGCCCGUCUGGACGUUUGCCCACCCGUCGAGGAAGAAGGCGGUCCACCUGUUCUGGGACAUCAACAACUGGCCGGUGCACCUGCAGUCCGAGAGCAGGCAGCGGGCCAUUGCGUCGAGGGGCCCGGAGAAGAGGACGAGCGCUGCUGCCGCCGACAACAACAGCAACAACAACAACAACAACAGCAACGACUUGUUUGCUACCUUUGCGGAGGAGCUGGAGCAGGAUGCCGAGAUGCCGUACUGGAAGGUUGCGGAGAGGAAGCGCAGGUUUGUGCCCGGGCGGGAGGGGUUUUGGAUGGGGGAUACGCCGUUGCAGAGGAGGGUGUUUGAGGAGAGGAUGAAGAUGCGACUUGCGCCGCCGGCUAGGAAACGCACCUGGGGAGAUGUCCUCAAAGCAGCCGCCUUUGGCUCUUCGUCGUCCAACAACAACGAGCCCGCUGCUGCCAGCGGCGGUGGUGUUUCACAUCGCUUUGCACUGCCGGCUGUGCCUGAGCACUUGAUCCCCGAGAGUCGGCCGGCGAAGAGGCAGCGCGCCGAGGGUUCCCCCCUGCACAAGAAGCUGCUGCUGCUGGGCGAGGAGCAGAAGCCUGACUUGUUCGCCAUAGCCAGGGGCGAGACGGGAGUGCCGCCGAAGCCCGUCGUUCCGGUGGAGUAUCGGGGCACGUACUCCAAGGCCGGGCAGAUAACGUAUCGUGUUCCUGAUGCGAAGGCUCAGCGGAAGGGGGGCGGGGGGAGCUUGAUGAAUGGUCAGGGGGCCGUGGUUGAGUAUCUGAUUCCGGUGAAGAGGGGUUGA
Messenger RNA from Trichoderma citrinoviride, 4068 nucleotides. RefSeq lists its product as hypothetical. Bases 1 to 4068 code for a protein of 1355 amino acids. The record is from RefSeq and is a predicted model, not a curated record. The transcript has 5 exons. Lineage: Eukaryota; Fungi; Ascomycota; Sordariomycetes; Hypocreales; Hypocreaceae.